CGGAAGAACCCCGGCGGCUGCAGCGCGGCACGGGCAGUUCGGCACGGGUAGUUCAGCUGGGUUCCAGGAGUUCGCAGCGUGGGUUUGGAGUCAAGGUCUGUUCCGCGGGCAGCUGGAAGGGAGUAUACACGUCUCGACGGCGGAGGGCGCACGGCCGGACUCCCGGCCGCUUGGCCAUGAACCUGGAGCGGUUGAGGAAGCGCGUCCGGCAGUACCUAGACCAGCAACAAUAUCAGAGUGCUCUGUUUUGGGCAGAUAAAGUAGCUUCACUCUCUCAUGAGGAACCCCGGGACAUUUAUUGGUUGGCUCAAUGUCUUUACCUGACAGCACAGUAUCACAGAGCAGCUCAUGCGCUUCGGUCACGAAAACUGGACAAAUUGUAUGAGUCCUGCCGCUACCUUGCAGCUAGAUGCCAUUACGCUGCGAAAGAGCAUCAGCAGGCUCUUGAUAUUCUUGAUAUGGAGGAGCCAAUCAACAAACGAUUAUUUGAGAAGUACUCAAAGGAUGAAAGUGGCUUGAAAGACCCCUCCAAUGACUGGGAAAUGUCACAGUCCUCAAUAAAGAGUUCUAUUUGUCUUUUACGAGGGAAAAUCUAUGAUGCUCUAGAUAACCGAACCCUAGCUACCUACAGCUAUAAAGAAGCUUUGAAGCUCGACGUCUACUGUUUCGAAGCGUUUGAUCUUUUGACGUCACACCACAUGUUGACAGCCCAAGAAGAAAAAGAACUUCUUGAAUCACUACCUCUUAGCAAGCUUUGUACUGAAGAACAAGAGUUACUACGUUUUCUAUUUGAGAACAAAUUAAAAAAGUAUAAUAAACCAAGUGAAACGGUCAUCCCCGAGUCUGUAGAUGGUUUACAAGAGAAUCUGGAUGUGGUUGUAUCUUUAGCUGAAAGACAUUAUUAUAACUGUGAUUUUAAAAUGUGCUACAAGCUUACUUCUGUAGUAAUGGAAAAAGAUCCUUUCCAUGCAAAUUGCUUACCUGUGCACAUAGGGACACUUGUGGAGCUGAAUAAAGCAAACGAGCUUUUCUAUCUUUCUCAUAAAUUGGUGGAUUUAUACCCUAGCAACCCUGUGUCUUGGUUUGCAGUAGGAUGCUAUUAUCUCAUGGUUGGCCAUAAGAAUGAACAUGCCAGAAGAUAUCUCAGUAAAGCUACGACGCUGGAGAAGACCUACGGGCCCGCGUGGAUUGCAUACGGGCACUCGUUUGCGGUGGAGAGUGAGCACGACCAGGCGAUGGCCGCCUACUUCACAGCGGCUCAGCUGAUGAAAGGGUGUCAUUUGCCAAUGCUGUAUAUUGGAUUAGAAUAUGGAUUGACCAAUAACUCAAAAUUGGCUGAAAGAUUCUUUGGCCAGGCCCUGAGCAUUGCCCCUGAAGAUCCUUUCGUUAUGCAUGAAGUUGGUGUGGUUGCAUUUCAGAAUGGAGAAUGGAAAACAGCAGAAAAAUGGUUUCUUGAUGCUUUGGAAAAAAUUAAAGCAAUUGGGAAUGAGGUAACUGUGGACAAGUGGGAGCCUUUGUUGAACAACUUGGGGCAUGUUUGCAGAAAACUGAAAAAGUAUGCAGAGGCACUGGAUUACCACCGCCAGGCCUUGGUGUUAAUUCCACAAAACGCUUCCACCUAUUCUGCCAUAGGGUAUAUCCACAGUCUGAUGGGCAACUUUGAAAAUGCUGUGGACUAUUUCCAUACAGCCCUUGGUCUGAGGCGAGAUGAUACAUUUUCUGUUACAAUGCUUGGUCAUUGCAUUGAAAUGUACAUUGGUGAUUCUGAAGCUUAUAUUGGAGCAGACAUUAAAGACAAAUUGAAGUGUUACGACUUUGAUGUACAUACAAUGAAGACUCUAAAAAACAUUAUUUCACCUCCGUGGGAUUUCAGGGAAUUUGAAGUAGAAAAACAGACUGCAGAAGAAACAGGGCUUACACCACUGGAAACCUCAAGGAAAACUCCAGACUCCAGACCUUCUUUGGAAGAAACCUUUGAAAUCGAAAUGAACGAAAGUGACAUGAUGUUAGAGACAUCUAUGUCAGACCACAACUAUACCUCUGCAUUUAGGAACGGAGAGCUGCCUUAAGAGACUGAACAAACAGCACACCUUUGCAACAGAUGUAUCUUGGACUGCUUUUUCAUUACGGAAAACCUGCAGAGCUUCUGUAUACCCCUCACUUGUUCCCUCUGUCGUUAACAUCUUGCGUCACCAUGAGACCUUUGUCAUAACUAAGAUACCCACGUUUUUAUGUUACUAGCAACUAAACUCCAGACUUCAUUCGGAUUUCACUGGUUUUUGCAUUGUUGUCCUGCUUCUGCCCCAGUUGCCCAUCCAGGGCCCACGCUGCACUUAGCUGUCCUGUCUCGUCACACUUCUCGUGGCUGAGACAGUCUCUCAGACUUCUGUUGUCUCUCCUGACGUGGACGGUUUUGAAGAAGACUGGCCUGUUUAGUAGAAUAUCCCUCAGUUUGAGUUUGUAUCUCAUAUGUCUCAUGAUUUGACUGGAGUCAUGAUUACUGGGUUUAGGGGAGAAAAUAUCACAGGUAUGAAGGACCUUUCUCAUCACAUCAUGUCACAGUAGUUACACAGUAACAACUUACUACAGAUGGUGUUAACCAUGACCGUUUGGUCAUGAUGGGGCCUGCCGAGUUUCUCCACUGUAAAGGGACUGUGCUUUCCCUGACCAUACUGGAAUUUUCAGAAGCAGUCACUAAGUCCAUGCGACCCUAAGUGGGACCAGAGCGAUUAAGGUCCACAGCCUGGAAGAGGGUAUAUCGGCACAUAUUAUUUGAAAUUCUUCUGUGAUUAAAAUUUGUCUCUUCUCUCUCAUUUUUCAGUCAUUUAGUAUUAUGGACUUAUGUGUAUGUUUUAUAUUUUAGGUUAUAAAUCCUAUGCAAUAUUAUUCAUUGCAUGGCUUUAAUUAUUUUAGCUUUGGCCAUUGGGAGCUCUUUCAGCUAGGCUCUUGUGAGAUGCCCAGUCCAUUUUUUUGUUUUGUUUUCUUUUCUAUGGUAAGUAUACACGCCUGCCCAUACCAGUUCAAUAUGGGAUGUGGGAGAAGUGGGAAGGCAGACGGUAUAUAGGAACUUUGUGCUUUCUGUUCAUUUUUCUGUAAACCUACACUGCUCUAAGAAAUACAGUGUGAGUACAUGUGGAUAUAGACAAGUAGACCUUUUAAACAUUUUCAGUUAUGCAGUUCAGUGGCAUUUAUUUCCAGUGCUUUUUCAUCACCCCAAACAGAAACAUUGUACUCACUAAGCAGUAGCUCUGUACUCAUCCCUCCUCCCAGCCCCUUGUGAAUUCUAAUCUACUUUCUGUUCCUCUGAAUUUACCCAUUCUAGGUAAUUUCGUAUAGGCGGGAUCAUGCAAUAUUUGUCCUUUUGUGUCUAGUUUAUUUUACUUAGCAUAAUAUUUUAAAGGUUUAUCCAAGUCUUAGCUUCUAGUAGAACUUUCUUUUUAUGGCCCUGGUUGGUGUGGCUCAGUUGGUUGGAGUGUCAUCCCAUAGACUGAAAGGUCACAGAUUCAGUUCCCACUCAGGGAACAUACUCAGGUUGUGGGUUUGAUCUGCAGUCGGGGGGUGUAUGAGAAGGCAGUCGAUUGAUGUUUCUCUCACUCUCAUCCCUUCACCCUUCCUCUUUCUCAAAAACAAUGAAAAAAUGUCCUCAGGUUAGGAUAAUACAAAAAAAUUUUUUAAAUUCCUUUUUAUGACUGAAUAAUAUUCCAUUCCUACUAGGUAGGUGUGGUAUCACUAAUUGGGUUAAUUUAUCUUUUCAAAUAAUUAGUGAUGUUGAGCAUCUAAUCCCUGUGCUUAUUGGUCAUUUGUAUAUCUUCUUUGGAGAAAUGUCUGUUUGGGUCCUUUGUUCAUUGUAAAAUUGGAUUGUUUAUUUU
Phyllostomus hastatus (greater spear-nosed bat) is the source of this 3869-nucleotide messenger RNA. It is a transcript of the gene CDC16, whose product is annotated as cell division cycle 16. The coding region runs from base 177 to 2069 and encodes 630 amino acids. Lineage: Eukaryota; Metazoa; Chordata; Mammalia; Chiroptera; Phyllostomidae. Gene Ontology annotation, molecular function: protein binding. Gene Ontology annotation, biological process: cell division. The record is from RefSeq and is a predicted model, not a curated record. The transcript has 20 exons.